AGAUAGAUGAGCUGAGGACAGAGAUGGACGAGAUGAGGGACAGUUUCUUUGAGGAGGAUGCUUGUCAGCUUCAAGAAAUGCGCCAUGAACUGGAGCGAGCCAACAAGAACUGCCGGAUCCUUCAGUACCGGCUGCGCAAGGCUGAGCGCAAGAGGCUGCGCUACGCCCAGACCGGCGAGAUCGACAACGAGCUCAUACGCAGCAUGGAGCAGGACCUCAAGGUUGCAAAAGAUGUAUCGGUGAGACUUCAUCACGAGUUAGAAAACGUGGAAGAAAAACGUACUAUAACAGAAGAUGAAAAUGAAAAAUUAAGACAGCAGCUUAUAGAAGUUGAAAUUGCCAAACAAGCACUACAGAAUGAACUGGAAAAAAUGAAAGAGCAAUCACUGAAAAGGAGAGGAAGCAAAGACCUACCAAAAUCAGAAAAAAAGUCACAGCAGACACCCACAGAGGACGACAAUGAAGACCUGAAAUGCCAGCUGCAGUUUGUCAAAGAAGAAGCGGCCUUGAUGAGGAAGAAAAUGGCUAAAAUUGAUAAAGAGAAAGACAGAUUUGAACAUGAGCUGCAAAAAUACAGAUCAUUUUAUGGGGAUUUGGACAGUCCCCUGCCGAAAGGUGAAGCAGGUGGGCCACCUACCACAAGAGAAGCUGAACUCAAGCUUCGACUGAGGCUUGUGGAGGAGGAAGCUAACAUUCUAGGGAGGAAAAUAGUGGAACUAGAAGUAGAAAACAGAGGACUGAAAGCAGAGCUUGAUGAUUUAAGAGGAGAUGAUUUCUCAGGGACCACUAACCCACUCCUGGGAGAGCAGAAUGAAUCCCUGUCAGAAUUACGACAGCAUUUGCAGCUAGUAGAAGAUGAAACAGAAUUGCUGAGGAGAAAUGUAGCUGACUUAGAAGAACAAAACAAACGCAUAACAGCUGAGCUGAACAAAUACAAGUACAAGUCUGGGGCCCAUGAGAGCUCUAGGCACCAUGAUAAUGCCAAGACAGAAGCAUUGCAGGAGGAGCUCAAAGCCGCGCGAAUGCAGAUCAACGAGCUGAGUGGCAAAGUCAUGCAGCUCCAGUAUGAGAACAGAGUGUUAAUGUCCAACAUGCAGCGCUACGACUUGGCCUCUCACCUCGGCAUCCGCGGCAGCCCUAGAGACAGCGAUGCGGAAAGCGACGCGGGAAAAAAGGAGAGCGAUGACGAUUCCCGCCCCCCGCACCGCAAAAGGGAAGGUCCCAUUGGGGGGGAAAGCGACUCCGAAGAGGUGAGAAACAUCCGGUGCCUGACGCCCACGAGGUCUUUUUAUCCCACGGCGUCUGGGUGGCAGAAGAGCUUCACUGACAGGCAGCAGAUGAAGGACAUUCGCUCUGAAGCGGAGCGGCUGGGCAAGACAAUAGAUCGCUUGAUUUCCGACACGAGCACCAUCAUCACGGAGGCGAGAAUUUAUGUAGCUAAUGGGGACCUCUUUGGACUGAUGGACGAGGAGGACGAUGGCAGCAGGAUACGUGAGCACGAGCUCCUGUACCGGAUCAACGCGCAGAUGAAGGCCUUCAGGAAGGAGCUCCAGGCUUUCAUCGACAGACUCGAAGUUCCAAAGUCCUCGGACGAUCGAAGUGCCGAUGAACCUUUGUCAGUGAGUCAGAAAGUCACAGACGCAAUGUUCCAGCCUAUCAUUUUACUUAUUCUCAUCCUUGUAUUAUUUUCAUCCCUUUCAUACACAACAAUAUUUAAACUUGUCUUCCUUUUUACACUGUUUUUUGUACUGUAAGUCAUUCAUCAUUUACUGUUCAUUGUAGUGUUAUUUUCAGUUUGUUUAUUUUGUCCACCCUCCAAGAUAAGAAGUGCAAGAGACAUAGUUUCUGUAAUAACCACUGCUGUAAAAACACUGAAGACUACUUGUUUGCCAAAACCAAAGCCAAACCAAAAAACCUGCAAAAAACAUACCAAAAACUCACCCAGUUGAAUAGGAAACCUGCUCACCGCAGUACUCCAGAUCAAGAUUCACAGAACAGGAACCCUGCUAGCUGUGCCUUUCAUUGCUUUCUCUGCUGCCUGGAAAUGGACUGAAAUACUCCUAAA
Messenger RNA from Ficedula albicollis (Collared flycatcher), 2065 nucleotides. It is a transcript of the gene MTCL3, whose product is annotated as SOGA family member 3. Lineage: Eukaryota; Metazoa; Chordata; Aves; Passeriformes; Muscicapidae. Gene Ontology annotation, biological process: regulation of autophagy. The record is from RefSeq and is a predicted model, not a curated record. The transcript is spliced from 7 exons. The coding region runs from base 24 to 1754 and encodes 576 amino acids.